Molecule: messenger RNA, 520 nt
Organism: Oncorhynchus tshawytscha (Chinook salmon)
Lineage: Eukaryota; Metazoa; Chordata; Actinopteri; Salmoniformes; Salmonidae
Product: 60S ribosomal protein L22
Exons: 4
Coding region: 16-480 (154 amino acids)
Biological process (GO): cytoplasmic translation
Cellular component (GO): ribosome
Molecular function (GO): RNA binding; structural constituent of ribosome
Source: RefSeq, a predicted model, not a curated record
UGCCAACUCUGUUAAAUGUUUUGCACCAGAAAAUAUUUACUCCAAACGGAAAUCGUUUUGCAACAAAAACAAGUUUCUAUUGGACAAAUUCGGAAGAAGCAGGUCAUCAAAAAGACCAAAACAGGUGGCAAGAAGAAGAAGCAGGUCCUGAAGUUCACCCUGGACUGCACUCACCCAGUGGAGGAUGGCAUCAUGGAUGCUGCCAACUUUGAGCAAUUCCUGCAGGAGCGCAUCAAGGUCAACGGUAAAGCUGGGAACCUGGGUGGUGGUGUGGUGUCCAUUGAGAGGAGCAAGAGCAAAAUCGCUGUGAAUUCUGAAGUGCCCUUCUCCAAAAGGUAUUUGAAAUAUCUGACCAAGAAGUACCUGAAGAAGAACAACCUGAGGGACUGGCUGCGUGUGGUGGCCAACACCAAGGAGAGUUACGAACUGCGCUACUUCCAGAUCAACCAGGAUGAGGAGGAGGAGGAGGACGAAGAUUAAAUCCAUGCCACUGUCUUUUGUCAAUAAAAUUUCAAAGGAA